Messenger RNA from Populus euphratica (Euphrates poplar), 2590 nucleotides. Its product is annotated as RNA-binding CRS1 / YhbY (CRM) domain-containing protein. NCBI's taxonomy places the organism in Eukaryota, Viridiplantae, Streptophyta, Magnoliopsida, Malpighiales, Salicaceae. Gene Ontology annotation, biological process: Group II intron splicing. Gene Ontology annotation, molecular function: RNA binding. Bases 1064 to 2128 code for a protein of 354 amino acids. The record is from RefSeq and is a predicted model, not a curated record. The transcript is spliced from 6 exons.
UGCUGUGUAACUGAUGGUUUUACUUUACUGUCUUGACAAGAAAAUGCAAAGGGCAGAUUUGCACUCGAUCAAGGCUGAUGGCAAGAUAAACUGCUGCGUUUAAUCAUCUUUGAGAUGGUGCCAGAAUAGCAAGAUAUGUAAGCGAAGGAAUAUGUUUGCCUGCACUGCAGAAUUAAGUUGUAUCUGUAGAACUUUGUAAUUUAGGUUGCAGAUUUUGAGUCAAGUAAUUUUAUUGUGCGCUCUUAGUUGCAAGGUACUCGAACUUCAAUCUAAAAUUCUCUUCGUUAAUGAAUUUUCAUUCUCCUUUAUCAAGAUUUUGAAGUAAGAUGUUCAUGUAAUCUUCCUCAAAAAAAGCAUGCAUUGAUUUGACAUGGUAAAAGAUAUGCUCUUUAUGAUUAGCAAGCAUAGCUACAACAUGGGAUCGAUCGAUCCAAAAAGCUAACCUUUUUCAAAUUAAACAUUUAGAAGGGCAAUCAUGCAGGAUAAAUGAAUUGGUCAAUGGAUCGUAGAAGAUUCCAACACUUUGUAGAAGUUGCUAGUCAAGGCAUACAACUGCGAGAAAAUUAGGAAGACAGUUACACUGUAGCUAUAAAUUUCGUAGCUGUCAUGAUCCUGCCAUAAACAUUCAGCCCUUGUUCUUUACACUGAUAUUUCCUGAUGUUCUCUUCUUGGUGUAUUUAUUAAUUCAUCAAACACUCAAUAUCAUGCUAUCAAAACCUCUACCAGAAAGCUAUAUUAAGCUUCAAAACUGAUUUUGUCAGUAGGAUUUAGUUUCUCUGGUUUGUUCCUUGGUACUCUCUUUGACAAAUCGCUUUUUCUCAAGUGAUAAAAAAUCAAGAAAAUACAAUCAGGGCCGGUUUCUUUCACUAUAUGGGCAAGAAAAUCAAGAACGAGCGAACCAGUGCCGUGCAACAUUGCAAUGAAGUUAAGGUCUCGGACUUACAGAUGACAUUCUGUCACUGCCAUCUUUCAUUUGGUGAGAGAGAAACAAAGAUCACUAGGUCAGGGUCUCUCUCUCUUUCUUUAUGGGAGCACUAUGUAAUUUAACCUUCUGCUGCACCAAAUGGCAGUAAAGUUCCUUUCUUUCACUCACAAAACCCUAACCCAAAACCCUAAAUCAAAAUCCCUCUACGUUUCUUACUUCCUAAACCACACUCUCUCUCAAGACCAAUAUGACCCGCCAUUUUCUCUCACCAAAAAACCCAAACCCAAAAACACCACCAAGCCGAGAGAAACGCCUGACCCGAAUAAUGACCCGAAACUCCCUGUAAAAUCGGACCUUCCUUUUGACUUCAGAUACUCAUAUUCUGAGUCAAAUCCUGCAAUUGAGCCAAUUGGGUAUCGUGAGCCGAAACGCUUUUCUCCCUUCGGACCUGGUCGCCUUGAUAGGAAAUGGACUGGCACUGCUGCUCCGACCCAGCUGGAGACGGACAUGGAGAAGUUAAUGGAGGAGAGGAAUCGGGUUCUUGGGGACCCACUUACGGAGGAGGAGGUGGCGGAGCUUGUGGAGCGGUAUCGCCAUAGUGAUUGCUCCAGGCAAAUCAAUUUGGGCAAGGGAGGGGUUACUCACAAUAUGUUGGAUGAUAUCCACAACCAUUGGAAGAGAGCUGAAGCUGUGAGGAUCAAGUGUUUGGGAGUACCAACUCUUGAUAUGGACAAUGUUUGUUUCCAUCUUGAGGAUAAAUCUGGUGGGAAGGUUGUCUAUAGGAACAUUAAUAUUCUUAUUUUGUAUCGGGGUCGAAAUUAUGAUCCUGAGAACCGGCCUGUUAUUCCCCUCAUGUUGUGGAAGCCUUAUGCGCCUAUAUAUCCGAAGCUUGUUAAGAAUGUGGCUGAUGGUUUGACGUUUGAAGAGACGAAAGAAAUGAGAAACAGAGGAUUGAAUUCUCUGCCCCUGAUGAAACUCACCAGGAAUGGUGUGUAUGUGAAUGUGGUUGACAGAGUGAGGGAUGCUUUUGAAACUGAGGACGUUGUGAGACUGGACUGCAAACACGUGGGUAUGAGUGACUGCAAAAAGAUUGGUGUGAAACUAAAGGAUUUGGUACCUUGUGUUCCUAUUUUAUUCAAGGACGAGCAGGUUAUUCUUUGGAGGGGCAAGCGAAAUCAGGAACUGGAAUCAUCAACUGCCUGAGCGCAAACUUUAGAUACUUGACUAGGCUGUGUUUUUGGCUAGCCAGGAUUGCUGAUUGCAGUUUGCUUGUUCUCUAGACACACUCAACUGGCUGAGGCAACAUGCAUUGGCUUGGUUUACCUGAUCAAACCAACAACAUAUCAUCCUUCGUCACCUGUUUGCUGAAAGGUCCAUCCAUUUCCUCCUUUGCGUAAAGGACUGUAGCGUUGCCCAUUUGCUUAAAAUUGGCAGUCUGUUAGACUAAAAUUGAGGCCUGAUUAGUACAAUCUUAUCACAUGGCAAGAACUCGUGUAUUUUCUUGUUUGAGAUUGUUUUUAAAACUCACUCUUUGGUCUAACCGCAAUAUCCUUAGUUGUUUCUAUAUCCGGGUCAUUAUGCCAUCUUAGGUGUAAAGAAAGUUGAGACAGAACUCCGAAGUUUCAGGUUCUUAAAAGUCUUGUUAUCCUAUUCGAGUUUUGAUAC